Effrenium voratum is the source of this 504-nucleotide messenger RNA. NCBI's taxonomy places the organism in Eukaryota, Dinophyceae, Suessiales, Symbiodiniaceae. The record is from the annotation of a GenBank genome assembly.
GAGGUCAGCGUGGAUGAGAUCAUGCAGUGCUUUCAAGCCUUCCUCGCGGCGAAGAAAGACCGCGACCUCACUGCUCUCUUAGAACGGGCGCUGCAAGUCAGCUGGAAGUCGGCGCCAUCCACAGCCCUUCCCGCCUUUGUGGAAGGCUACGAGCUCUUCGCCAACGUCUUGCAGCGAUGCGGGCCUGUGCUCAGCAACCAGAAGACCCUGCUGGCCUUGGUCUCCUUGCACGACGACAAGCCCUGCAACUUCACCCGCCAGCCCAUGCGGGCAUGGGCAGACCUGGUGAGCGCCAGCGUCCGCGCCUGCCUGGCCAAGCUCCGCGAGCGCGCCUACGACCCCACCUUGCAAGAAAGGACGCUGCGGAAGGCCACAGUGCAGCAGGCGUCUGCCUUGCAGGGCCUGGCCGCCAUGGUUCGCCGCUGGGAUGACAAAGGGCCGACCUCGUCGGCCUUGCCGCUCGCCCUGGCGGCGCAGGUGCUCGCGCCAGCGGCGGGCGCAGAU